GGUGAUUGUUUUUAGUUUGUUAGUUGCAGGGUGUGUUAUUUUAAGAAAGCAGAAGCAGCAUCAUUUGCACACUCUUUAGAGAACACACACCUUAACCCUGACUUUUUGGUUCGACUUUUGCAAAAGAAGUGAAGUCAAGAUGAAGAACCAUUUGCUUUUCUGGGGAGUUCUUGCCAUUUUUGUUAAGGCUGUUCUUGUGACAGCCCAAGAUGAAGAAGAGAGGACUGUUCUUGCUGACAACAAAUGUAAAUGUGCCCGUGUUACUACCAGGAUCAUCCGUUCUGCUGAAGAUCCUAAUGAGGACAUUGUGGAGAGAAAUAUUCGAAUUAUUGUUCCUUUCAACAACAGGGAGAAUAUCUCUGAUCCUACCUCACCGUUGAGAACCAAAUUUGUGUACCAUUUGUCUGAUCUCUGUAAAAAAUGUGAUCCCACAGAAGUGGAGCUGGAUAAUCAGGUGGUUACUGCCUCUCAGAGCAAUAUCUGUGAAGAAGACAGUGCUACAGAGACCUGCUACACUUAUGAUAGAAACAAGUGCUAUACAGCUAUGGUCCCACUUACAUAUGGUGGUAAGACCAAAAUGGUACAAACAGCUUUGACUCCAGAUUCCUGUUAUCCUGACUAAUUUAAGUCAUUGUUGACUGCACAACUUUUCUUGAGAGGCUCUCCAUUUUGAUCCAGAAAUUUAGUAUAUUUAUUGGCAAUAAAUUUGAAAUUAAGAUUUUUUUGGUGAUGUAAACCAAUUUUCCCUCAAAAUAACUGAAAUAAUAACAUUGUUAUUUUAUUAGGUAAUUACUUCUCAACUCUAAGUAUUAAAAUCAGUCAAUUAUCAUGAUUUUUCUGAAAGGAUAAAAAAUAGAUGAAGGGAGAAAAUAAAACUCGAAGACUAAAAAUAAAAAAUCAAGAGGCAUAAAUUAAAUGCCUUUCAUUGUUUUUGUUUUGUUUUUGCUUUGCCUUGGAGAGUCAGAGCUUUUGCACAUCCUAUUCUCUUUUUUAAAAGUUUCACUGUGUAGAGAAAAUACAUGUGUAAACAGAGGUCAUUUAUAUUGCCUUCAGUAGAAAAAUAAUUGGAAAACCAAUUAUUUAGAACCAGUUAUAAAAUAAUAUAAAACGCUAUCUCUAAGAUUGCUAAAAGUGAUAUAAUUAAAUGCAUCGUUGAAAAAUAUAUUUUGAGGGCUGGGGAUGAGACUCAGUGGCAGACUGCUUGCCUGUCAUGCAUGAGGCCCUCAGUACCACCUCAGUCCCACCAAAAAAAGAAAAGAAAAAUGUGUUCUGAUAUGACACAUAGACUUUGCAAGAGGUAAAACAAUUUUUCUUUUGUUGAUAAGAAAAUUUUUUUGACAAUCCGACUAGUGUAAGAAAUUCCCAUUAGAAAUCAUCUGUGUUGCAACUGAAUUUAAUGAAAUAUGUAUUCCAAAAUAUGUAUUCUCUAGUACAGUUUGAACAAUUAAAUAGAUUCAUAAGCAUG
Marmota monax (woodchuck) is the source of this 1465-nucleotide messenger RNA. RefSeq names its product joining chain of multimeric IgA and IgM (gene Jchain). Bases 140 to 622 code for a protein of 160 amino acids. NCBI's taxonomy places the organism in Eukaryota, Metazoa, Chordata, Mammalia, Rodentia, Sciuridae. Gene Ontology annotation, molecular function: immunoglobulin receptor binding. Gene Ontology annotation, cellular component: pentameric IgM immunoglobulin complex. The record is from RefSeq and is a predicted model, not a curated record. Gene Ontology annotation, biological process: humoral immune response. The transcript is spliced from 4 exons.